Messenger RNA from Blumeria graminis f. sp. triticale, 219 nucleotides. The record is from the annotation of a GenBank genome assembly. Lineage: Eukaryota; Fungi; Ascomycota; Leotiomycetes; Helotiales; Erysiphaceae.
AUGACAUACUGCGAUGUGUCUGUAUUGUUUGAGGGAUCCUACUCAGCGCACAAGAUGAAGGGCCUGCCGAAAGCAAUUUCUGCUUUUCAAUGUGCGGCGCAAGUGGGGCGUGAAGCUAUUGCGUGUAUAAUUCACAACCUUCCAGAUCAUCUGCUGACUGCGGAGGAUAUGGCUCUGAUGGAGGACUUACGGUAUGCCUUUUCUCGUUACUAUGCCUAA